UGAAGUGUGCACGAUAAGCUGAAUGCCCAACGAGCAAGUCCUGCCACAGCAGUCGUGGCUGGGUGUGGCUGCUGCUGAUCUUGUUGAAUUUCUCCCUUGAAGAAGCGUGAAGCCCCAAGGGGUGCUGUUGAUUCUGUGGGAAGAUGUCCCUGUUCUCCGUGUACGAGCACAAAUUUGCCGAGAAGCUGACAAUUCUUAAUGAGAGGGGCAAGGGGGUGCUCAUCCGCAUAUAUAACAUCAAGAAGACAUGCAUGGAUUCCCAGACCAAGCUUCCUUUCUUCACGGAAAAGACAAUGGAGUCCUCUAUCAAAUAUAUCAACAAAAAGUUUCCCAACUUGGACACACGGAGCAGCACGCAACACUUGGGUCCAAUACACAAAGAGAAAGCAGACAUUUUUCGGGCACUCACUGUCUAUUAUCAGACUUUUGUGGAUGUCAUGGAAUUCCGGGACCAUGUUUAUGAACUGCUGAAUACCAUUGAUGCAAGCCAGUGCUACUUAGACAUAAACGUGAAUUAUGAUUUCACCAAGAACUACCUGGACUUGAUUGUCACCUAUGUUUCUGUCAUUGUACUUCUUUCCCGUAUUGAUGAUCGUAAAGCCCUGAUUGGUCUGCAUCACUGUACCCAUGAGAUGAUCCAUGGAACCAGUGAUGCUAGCUUCCGUCGAUUGGGUCAGAUGAUCAUCGAGUACGAGAACCCCUUCCGCAAGCUGGUGGAGGAGUUUGGACCUCAUACCAAGACUGUGAGCCACGCACUUCUUUCACUCCACUUCCUAUUUUCCCGUCGAAACCACUCUGUUGACCAGUGGCGAAGUGACCAGCUAUUCAGUUUGAUCAGCAACCCUGCCAACAUGCUGUCUCCUGCCAGUUCAGAGACGAUGGCCUGUGAAUACCUUUCACUGGAGACUCUUGAGCGAUGGAUUGUAAUGGGGUUCUUGCUCUGCCACAGUUGCCUGGGCUCUAUACAAAGCUGCCUGGAUCUUUGGCGGCUGGCUCUUCGAGGCUCACUCUACAUCACUCUGAUACGAGAUGAAGUGCUUUCUAUUCACAAAGUGACAGAGGAAGCCUUCAGUGGCAUUAAAGGCUAUGGGAAGCGUAUCACUGAUAUCAAAGACUGUAAAGAGCAUGCUCUGCAACAGAGCGGGCAACUACAUCGAGGCCGGCGUACUUACUUGAGGAAUGCUGUGCGGGAGAUGGAGGCCAUCCUGGCCAAUGAACCUGGACUUCUGGGCCCCAAGGCUGUUUACGUCUUCAUGGCUCUAUCUUUCUGCCGAGAUGAGGUUGCCUGGAUGUGCAAACACAGUGAGCAUAUCAGCAAGGGCAAGAACCAAGAGGAAUUCACUGACAGCUACUUGGCCGAGCUGCUGUUUCUGAUGGAAAGACUCCGCAAGCUGCUUAAACGGCACCAAAAUGUCAUCCAGCGGUACCAUGUACAGUAUUUGUCACGGUUCGAUGCCCAGGUGCUGGGUAAUGUCAUACAGGACCUGACUGUGUGCCCUGAAGAGGAAUCAGUGAUUAUGUCAGCUUUUGUCAACACGCUCACAUCCCUGACUGUCAAACAGGUUGAUGUCAAGGAGAAAUUUGAAUUCAAGGGACUGCGGUUAGAUUGGUUCAGACUACAGGCAUACACCAGUGUCACUAAGGCCCCAUUGCAACUGCGGGAGAAUCCUGACCUUGCCAAGGUGAUGAACCUCAUCGUCUUUCACACUAAGAUGAUGGACUCUGUAGAGGAGCUGACGGUGGAGACGUCUGACCUCUCCUUCUUCGGUUUCUACGUGCGCCACUUGGAGAAGUUAUUUGCGUCCUCCAUGGAGGAACCAUCCAUGUUGCGUUAUGUCAUUGCCUUCCCACUUCUGUGUGCUGAUUUCAGUCAUGCCAUCCAUCCACUGUGCCCUGAGGAGUAUCCUCAUCUGUGCAACUGUGCCUUGGCCAUAUGCAACAACUUCCUGGAAGAGAUUGCGAAGCAGACUUCGACCUGCAUCCUUGAUGCUUGUGCUGAACACUGUAAUCUGAGUGAGCAACUCUUACCGAAGCACUGUGCACCCACCAUCAGCAAGGCCCGAACCAAGAGGGCUCACAAAGGAUCCUCCAAAAAGGGAGAGCCAGAAAGAGAUAAACCUGGUGCAGAGAGCAUUCGGAAGGACCGCAGCCUGGUCACCAAUCUAGACAAGUUGCACCUGACUCUGACUGAGCUUUGCUGGAGCAUCAACCAAGUAGCCAACAUUAUUAUCUUUGAGCAUACAGUAACUCCAGUGGAGUAUCUCAGCAGCCAGCUGGAGGUCCGACUCAGCAGGUCUUUGGUGCGACUGGUAAAACCAAACCCAAAUUCUCCGGAGUUAGUGCGCCCCACAGAAGUAUUAGCAGGCGUGCAGGCCUAUUCUACUUUCCUGGUGUCCCUGAUGCAUCGCGUGGGAGUGGAUACUUCGCGCCUCCUCCGUGGUGUGCUGCUGCAGCACACCCAGCCGCUGGAUGCAAGUGGGGAGCAGACCAUCACCACACUCUAUACCAACUGGUAUCUGGAGUCACUUUUACGCCAAGCAAGCAUGGGAUCCAUUGUCCUUUCACCUUUAAUGAAAGCCUUUGUCAGUGUCCCCAAAGAAGGGGAGCAGAUCUUCAAUGCUGAAGAAUUUUCUGAUAUCUUAGAAAUGAGAGCACUGGCGGAACUCCUUGGUCCCUAUGGAAUGAAGUUCCUAAGUGAUAACCUCAUGUGGCAUGUCACCUCACAGAUGGUGGAGCUAAAGAAACUUGUGACUGAGAAUAUGGAUAUUUUGGUUCAGAUCAGGUCCAACUUCUGCCAUUCAGAGCAGAUGGCAACGCUAAUGCCCCGCCUAUCAGGUAUAGAGAACGUUCUAAAGAGGAUGACAAUCAUUGGGGAGAUUCUGUGGUUCCGAUCAAUGGCACAGGAGGGACUUCAAGAAGUUUUCACCAAUCACUGCCCUUUCCUGAUGGGACCCAUUGAGUAUCUGAAAGAAUUUUUCAAUCCUGAGAUGGACAUAAAGGUGACCUUGAGCAUCUUUGAACUAGCCACAGCUGCAGGGGUCCCCUGUGACAUCGACCCAGCCCUGGUGUCUGCUCUUUCCACCCUGAAGAAAGACAGCUCGUCCCCCGAGGAGGACUACAAGACAGCCUGCUUGCUUCUAGUCUUCAUAGCUGUGUCUCUGCCCCUCCUGGUCUCUGAUCCUUCCUCUGUUUACGUCACUGAGAUAGAUGGUUAUAACAACAAUAUCCACUGCCUUGCCAAAGCCAUCAUCCAGGUGUCAGCUGCCCUCUUCACCAUCUACAACAAAAACGUUGAGAGCCAUCUCAAGGAAUUCCUGAUUCUGGCCUCUGUUAGCCUCUCAAAGGGGGGCCAAGAAGUUGACCGGAUGAAAGCCAAGAAUUGGGAGUCCAUCUCACUGCUCCUGUACUUGCUGGUGGAGGAAUCAUCCUUCUUGACCAUUGAUAUGCUGGAGACCUGCUUCCCUUACGUGCUGCUGCGAAAUGCUUACCGCGAAGUCUCCCGGAACUCAGCUUUGAGUCGUCUCCCUGCACGCUGAGAAGCCUUACCUUCUGGUCCUCCGCCUGGAUCGCAGUUGCCUGCCAGCGCAUAAAGGCAGAACAUUUGGAAGGUGUGGAGAGGAAGGACAGUGGAUGCUUUGGCCAAGCUAUCUCUCUGACCCCUCAGCGUAUUGUCUAAGGGGAACAAAUCCCAGCUUCUUGAGUGCUUAGCUGACAUUUGAUGGGCUUUGUUUCAGCCAGUAUUACUACUGGUCUAAUGUGUAUAACCGUUUGAUGUUUGCCAAACCUUUUCUGGGUACUUAUUGCAGCUUUUGCAGCCUUUAAAAAAUUUCUGCCUUGACUGGCCAGCUCCAAAAUGAGCCCCCAAAUGCUCAUUCCAGUCACCUUUAUAAAAAGUAAGUCUAAAGAUUUUUAAACACACACUGAUUCUUUCCAUCUACCUAUUCUGAUUUCCCUUCUAUAAGUUUAAGUUGUAAGCUUCUUAAGGUAGGCACCAAUCUUGUAAAAAAAAUUAUAUAUAUAUUCAUUCAUUCCACAAAUAAAGUUGUGACCCUUAAGUCCUGUAAGUCAUCAAUGAUUACAAUAAUCACCCCUGAAAAAAACAGCCUAGAAUCUCUUAUUCCAAAUAUGUGUCAGAAAAUUUAACCAGUUUGUUCUUUUUUUUUCAUUUGAAAACAAUCCUGGGAAUUGUCACCAUGGAAAAGGGAAGACAUUCCUUAUACUAUUUACCCCUUAUGUCCUUCCCAGCCUGAAUGGCAUUUGCUGCACUGGCUGGAGACGGAAGCUGUAGUCCAAAGCUUUUAGACUGGGCUGAUGAUAGGGAGUAGUGAGUUAGGUUUACAUGUGCUAAGCCAUGGUUUCUUUAACAAACCACAGCAGCUGGAUCACACAAAACUAAUCUAAAAGCCAUGACAGAAGAAUGGUAGGAAUCUUGAUGACCCUCUAGUCAUGCUUGAUACCUUUGGGUAAUAAUAAAUUUGGAUCUACCCGCAAA
Messenger RNA from Candoia aspera, 4492 nucleotides. RefSeq names its product NCK associated protein 1 like (gene NCKAP1L). The transcript has 31 exons. Gene Ontology annotation, biological process: cell morphogenesis; cell projection assembly; cortical actin cytoskeleton organization. The record is from RefSeq and is a predicted model, not a curated record. NCBI's taxonomy places the organism in Eukaryota, Metazoa, Chordata, Lepidosauria, Squamata, Candoiidae. Gene Ontology annotation, cellular component: SCAR complex. The coding region runs from base 144 to 3536 and encodes 1130 amino acids.